AUGACGGACCAAGUGAUCGACCAAGCGACACCAUUCCUACGCGCGCAUCCAGCACACCCGGAAGAAACGGAGAAGAAGAGUGGAUGGUGUGACCGGUUCGGAAAAAGCGCGGCGUGGUUCGCUACGAACAAGAACUUCGAAGCCAUCGUCGCGGUCGCUUCAAUUUGGACGACUACGAAGGUGACUUCGACCCUUUCUACUGUUUCUCGGCUGAAGAAGAUGGGGAACAAGCGUCCAGCUAUCAAGAAGUGA
This is a messenger RNA of Peronospora matthiolae, 252 nucleotides long. The record is from the annotation of a GenBank genome assembly. Lineage: Eukaryota; Oomycota; Peronosporomycetes; Peronosporales; Peronosporaceae.